Molecule: messenger RNA, 219 nt
Organism: Cavenderia fasciculata
Lineage: Eukaryota; Evosea; Eumycetozoa; Acytosteliales; Cavenderiaceae
Exons: 2
Coding region: 1-219 (72 amino acids)
Source: RefSeq, a predicted model, not a curated record
AUGUUAUUCAAGAAUCUUUCUCAACUCUCAGCAGUCUCUGGUCAAUCCAUCCAAAAGUCAUCUUACCAAGGAUCAAAUCAUUCAGGUGCGUCAUCUGGUGAAUCAACUAUUGCUCGUAAAGGAUGUUGUGGUGGUCGUCGCGGCCGUGGUAAUAAUAUUGAUAUCGAUAUUGAUAUUGAUAUUAAUAUUGGAGGUGGUCGUGGCAAUGAUUGGUGUUAA